Medioppia subpectinata is the source of this 2913-nucleotide messenger RNA. The record is from the annotation of a GenBank genome assembly. NCBI's taxonomy places the organism in Eukaryota, Metazoa, Arthropoda, Arachnida, Sarcoptiformes, Oppiidae.
UUAUACGUUGAGUGAAUGAGUGUUGAGCGAAGGGAUGGCUGGCAUUGACUGGUAGUGGGUUUGGGAACGCGAUGUGUGAAUGGUAUGGCAUUUGAGCUCAAUUUGUGGACUCAUUUCUUUGGAUGAAUGAAACGAUUGAAUGAAAGCAUAAUUGAGUGUCUCAUCGAUGGCUUCAAUGGAUACCAACGAUCAGGAGAUGGACUGUCAGACAGAUGUGAGCGAAGUGUUGCAACUGAUCCACAAACCCAUGCAAAAGGGAGAGCUGUGGUAUCUGUUGGACAAGAAGUGGUUUGAAUUAUGCAAACUAUACGUCAACGACAGGCAACAGGUCCACAAUCCCGGACCCGUUGACAACUCAGCGUUGUUUCAAUCGAUGCCGACGACUGAGCCGUGGACUCUUCGGGAGCGACUGCAGGAAGAGCUGGACUACCAGUUCGUGCCCGAAGAGGGCUGGCAUUUGCUGGUGAAGGAGUUCGGAGUGACCAGCGAUGAGCACGUGAUCCGUCGGGCGGUGAUAGAACAGGGAACCUAUUCGGCCUAUUGUAUGGUUGAGGUCUAUCCCAUUGAACUCAAACUCUGCACCUAUGGCUCCAAAGACGUGGACAUUAUCAUCAAACACUUGAGUCGAGUGACAACAUUGGCUCAAUUGGAGGCCGAUAUGAAGAAACUGUUUUCAGUGGACGACACGAAAGACACCCAAUUGUGGUCGAAUGGGUCGGUACUGAACGCCCACAACGAGUUGUCAGAGCCCUCCAGUUCUAACGAUAAGACGAAUGACAACCAGAGUCUGAACGACGCCGGGCUUAUCAGCGGAACUGUUGUUACUCUGGAGGUGCGCAACAGUGACGGCACGUGGCCUUCGAGUCGUCCCCGUUAUGGAGUGAUAGCGACGCGAUCGUCGAAAUGUGUUCCCGGUUUGUGUGGACUCAUGAACUUAGGGAACACUUGUUUCAUGAAUAGUGCGCUCCAAUGCCUGUCCAACACUCAGCCGCUGACUGAGUUCCUAUUGAGCGAUCAGUACUGGCAAGAGUUGAAUACUGAUAACCCGUUGGGAAUGCGCGGAGAGAUUGCCAAGAGUUACGCCGAAUUGAUCAAAGCGUUGUGGAGCGGAUCCCAUACCUGUUUGGCUCCCAGAGAGUUCAAGCUCUCUGUCGGACGCUUUGCCCCGCAAUUCAGUGGUUUCUCGCAACAGGACUGUCAGGAAUUGAUGGCAUUCCUAUUGGACGGACUCCACGAAGACCUAAAUCGAGUCAAACAGAAGCCGUACAUCGAAGUGAAGACAGACGUCGAUCUACGACCCGAUAGUGUGAUGUCCGCUGAAUCGUGGGAUAAUUACAAGAAGAGGAAUGAUUCGAUAAUUGUGGACACAUUUCAUGCUCUUCUCAAGUCGACACUCGUGUGUCCCGAUUGUAAUCUCGUGAGCGUUACGUUUGAUCCGUUUUGUUACCUCAGUCUACCCCUUCCCGUAAAGCGCGAGCGUCAGAUUGAUGUGACAUUUGUGCCGACAUUAACGCCGAACCAACAAAUAGACAAUAAUAAUGAAACUCAGGAACAGCUAAAAGCCAUCCAAAUUACACGACUUAAUAUUCCGAAGUACGGAACCAUUGCUGACAUUUGCAAUGCUGUGGCAAAAGCUGUCAACGAUAGCUCAGUACUCAAGCAUGUGGUUGAGUCCGAGCGUCUUGUUGUCACUGAUGUCUACAAUCAUCGCUUCCAUAAGAUAUUCGGUCGCGAAGAGUCCUAUUCGACACAAAUGGACGAAAUUGUUGUUUACGAGGUUCAGGAGAACUGCUCUUCAGUGGCCGUGUAUUUGCGUGAAGUAAAAGCCGACGAAACAACCGCUCUAUUCGGCCGUCCAUUCAUUGUUAGCGUCAGUGACUCUAACUAUGAAAACUUAUACGAAUCAGUGACACAACAAUUGCGACGAUUUAUGAAAAUCCCAUUGUCUGAAGAGGAGUCCGAUUCCGACGAAGGAGUGGCAGAGUGUGAGCGCACCGAUCGGUUUAGUCUCACUUUUGUCAACUCUUACGGAUCGCUAGAUAUUGAACGUCUCGACCGAACCAAACCCUUUGAAUUAAAUAACAGAAACUUCUUAGCCGUAGAUUUGCCCACAAGAGUGAAGACCAAGUAUUACAAUGAGUCGGAAGUGGAGAACGCAUACAAACUGGCGGUUCAGAAACAGGCGCCCAACGGACCCAAAACAUGUUUGCCUCUCUCCGAAUGUAUCUCACAGUUCACGACAACCGAGCGGUUGGGUGCGGACGACCCCUGGUAUUGUCCCAAAUGCAAGAAACACCAAAUGGCGUCCAAAAAGUUUGAUUUAUGGACUCUUCCAAAGGUUCUAAUAAUACACUUAAAGCGGUUCUCGUAUUCGCGCGUAUAUCGCGAUAAACUGGAUAUUUUGGUUGACUUCCCGCUCCAGUCCUUAGAUAUGGGCGAAUAUCUACUCAAUAACCCAAACAAUGAAUCAAAAAUCUAUGAUUUAAUAGCUGUGGCCAAUCAUUACGGAGGUCUCGGCGGCGGUCACUACACGGCAUACGCCAAGAACUGUCACACCAAGAAAUGGCAUUAUUUCGACGACUCGAACGUGAGUUUGGCCGCCGAAGACAAUGUCGUGUCCAAAGCGGCGUACGUUCUCUUCUAUCAACGCCGCGAAUGAUUGUCACAACUCUUAUAUUUAAACUAAUUGUAUUUAUCAACCAUUCAAAUGAUAAAUUUAUUUAAUUCUAUAUUAGUUUCAAGUUUUAAACUCAAAAUUAAUAUUAUAUUAUUAUUCAAUCGCUUUUAUUCACCAAAAACCCAAUUGUUUUUACUUUAUUUACAUUAUUUUAAGCCUAAAUUUUAGUGUCAAUAUUAACAUGAAUUAAAAUACGCUUUUGUUUUCAAUAAAUAGUUAUUUGAAUUUUAUGACAA